CCAGAGGUACUGAUGGAUCCCCAUAAUUGGUUUGUUGGCUAAUCUAUGGUCCGGUGAGCUCAAUCAGGAUUUGUUCAGCUCUCUUUCACAGAUGUGUUUACAUUUUUGUCUCAACUGUCAAUUUGUAAAACAUUUCACAAGCCUCGAAAAGCUUUUAGCUGUGGACAUGACUGUGACAAAUAGGCAAUUGUCUUCCUUGGAUUGAGCUGCUGCAACAGUGAGCAUAAAGAUAAACUUUCAUUUGCAUGUUUCUACUCUCUAAUCUUUUAUUUGGAAUGGGAGGGAGAGACAAAGACAUGUGGGCAUCAUAAAAGUGGUGAACAGAUCAUUCAACAGAUGAGCUAGUAAAAUGUGGCUUCAGGGACAGUCAUGGAGAUACACAAGUCAAUUCAGCUGGCUAUCCUUUACAUACACUGCAUGUAGAAUUCAUCCAUGACCUACACUAAAUUCUUAUAAUGCAAGAUUUUUCAAAACAAGCACUUAUAUUGCAACAACAUAUCAGUAUGCGAUAUCCAUGUAGACAGCUACACUCCAUGGCCAAAAGCAUGAGGACACCCUUGUCCACAUACUUCUGUGUACUUUUGGUUUGGGCUGUUUUGAAUGGUUUGAGCUACGCACCUUGUUACAAUUAAAAUAAAUCUUAAAGCAAUUGUUUGUAAUUUUGGUAAAUAUGUGUAAGAUGCAGAUCUUCUGUUGAGAUGAUAAUUUUGAAACACCACUCUCAUGUUUCCUGUCAAGCCAGUUAGCUUACCUUAGCAUAAACACUGGAAAAACAGCUAUCCUUGCUUUGUGCAAAGGUAAUCAAAACCUGUCUACCAGCACUUCUAAAGCUCACUAAUUAACACAUUAUAUCUUUUUUUUAAUACGUACAAAAACUGAAGUGUAAAACGACACGUUUUGGUUUAAAGGGGGUUAUGUGCGGGACUAUUUCAUGACUGAGCUCAGUGACCUGGAGAAUUUUCAUCACUGUGAGGUUGCCAGUCAACCAGCAAAGACUCCAGUCCAGAUAUUUUAGAAAAGACAGAUCCCUGACUUCAACUCCAUCCAACACCUUUGGGGUGAACUGGAACGAGCCAGGCCUUAGCUCCCAAAAUCAUUACCCGACUUCACUAAUGCUCUUGUGGCUAAAUGGGAGCAAAUGGCCAGGUUCUAAAAUCUUGUGGAAAGCUUUCCCAGGAGAGUGGAGGAUAUUAUAGCAGCAAAUUAAUACUCAAUGGUUUUGGAAUGAGAUGUUUAACAAUCACAUAGGGGUGUAAUGUUACGGUGUCCACAUACUUUGUUUAGGUUACCUCAUACAAUUGGCCAUAGUGUUUAAUAAAAUGCAAUGUAAAUGUCAUUAUUUGGUUCCUUAGGCCAUACGUUCAUGUUUGCAUCAUAUUGUUAUUGUCAACAGGCCUAUAAAGCACAGACUUGUGAUAUACAGUUGGUAUUGUUGUCUUUUUCCAGAAAUUUGGGAUAUAGGCAUACAGUAGCUGUUCACCUUCUGUGGUUGGUUGCGCUGUGCUGUCACGUCAUCCUUAUCCUGGCCAAUAAGCUUGUGUCUGGCGAGCUCGGCCUGUGCUGAUCCUCUUCCCGACCACCUGUUGCAACUUAGUGCGAUAGGUUAUCUGCAGAAGCAUGAUCAGAUAAGACUUAGCAUGGACAAUUUGUUACCAGUAGCAAUUCACAACAGGAACAAUCAGAUAAUGCUUUUGAAAUGACAAGAGUGCUUUUGAUCUGCAAGGGGCUCAACUGCUUCUAACGCCUACUUCGGCACCAUCUUUUGCUCAACUAGGAGUUAAUCCCUUCUUUGUCUUUGCAAAAUGUCUGUGAGAACUCUCCCCCUGGUUUUCAUUAAUCUUGGUGGAGAGAUGCUUUACAUACUGGACCAACGGCUGCGAGCUCACAACACGUCUGAGGACAAUUCAGAGAAAGGAGUGUGGUCAGAAAAUGACAGAAAAAGAGUUAUGAAUGACAUCGUUGGCACCAUGUUUAGUAAAGCCUUUAUGGAUGAACUUCUCAAACCUCAGCAGCUGUAUUCUCACAGGACGCUGAAAGCAGUGCUAACUCGGUUAGCACACGCCUCCAUCAUGAGGCUGAACCCAGCCAGCAUGGACAGGCUUUAUGAGCUGAUGGUCAUGGCGUUCAAAUAUCAGGUCUUCCUUUGUCCACGCCCAAAAGACUUGCUUCUCAUCUCUUACAAUCACAUAGAUACCAUCAGGGAACUUGUAAAAGACACUCCUGUGGUCGUGAACCAAGUGGACGAGACACAUAGAAAGAUCAUUGAGGUUUACUCAUCUUUAUCAGAAGGUGAAUUCCAGCUUCUCAGACAAACACUGCUCAUAUUUUUUCAAGACAUGCAUGUUCGCGUGUCACUUUUCCUCAAAAAUCAAGUCCAGAAUCCCAACGGACGUUUUGCCCUGACAACAUCAGGCCCAGUGCCUCAUGGGAUAGAUGUCCCAGGGCUUAUUAGGACGUUUGACAGAAAGGGCAGAGAAGUGAGACGAAGUGAGUUCCCCACAGGAGGAAGUUACACCAGCCCCAUCAGAGAGGGAUCUUUUGAACUGCAUGGAGACCGAGUCAUCAGACUGGGCUUGAACAUAUACACUGUGAACCAUCCAGAGGAGACACACACAUCCAAGGCUCCCUCUGUCAAGUGUAAUCUAGGCAUGAGACCAUAUUUCUAUUCAGGUAUAACCUUCCUGUGCACCUCCAUCCUGCUGCAGAAACAUGACACUCCCAACCUACUGGCCAAAGAGGAGCUGAACCUGAUGGCUCGUCUGAUGGGCAGCAUGAAGGCCGAGAACAUGCCCAAAGCUGAAACUGGCCUUCGGAUCAACCUGUUUACUACAGACCAAGAGGAGGAGGAGGCGAUGAACAGGCUGCGACUGCGCUGGCUCGAAUCGCCGGACAGUUUGCAGAACAAGAAGAGCAGCCUGAAAAUCCCAGCAGCAACAAAGGAGACGACCUGCUGGCCAUGAUGGACAACCUCUGACCUCUGCUGUGUAGUUUCAAUGAGACGAUCAGACACAUGUAUUGUUUCAACUUUACUGCCUAACUCUCUAAAGUCUAUAUCUCAGGUAAAAUCACAUUAUCUGCCACUGUGAGCUUCUGUUUAAUCUGUAAAUUAUGCAGUUGUUGAUGUAUUCAGUUCUACAUCUGGUUGUUUAACAAUGAAGUAUAUUAGAGAGUAAGAUAAAUAUCCAAUGACUCAUUCUGUAGCACCUAUGCUAUGACUGACAUCAGACAAAAAGCUUUUUAUUGCAUUUAACUAUGUUUUAAAUUACUAGCACUUGGAAGUACCACAUGAAUGGACUACAAAUUGUAAGACCUGCUAUAUUUGAUAAUGUGUUUUCUAUAUAAUCAUUUUGUGUUUUCAGUAAAGCAUUUAUUCAGA
This is a messenger RNA of Siniperca chuatsi (mandarin fish), 3376 nucleotides long. RefSeq names its product organic solute carrier partner 1a (gene oscp1a). The transcript is spliced from 10 exons. The coding region runs from base 1803 to 2960 and encodes 385 amino acids. NCBI's taxonomy places the organism in Eukaryota, Metazoa, Chordata, Actinopteri, Centrarchiformes, Sinipercidae. Gene Ontology annotation, biological process: transport. Gene Ontology annotation, cellular component: cytoplasm; plasma membrane. The record is from RefSeq and is a predicted model, not a curated record.